Messenger RNA from Hordeum vulgare subsp. vulgare (domesticated barley), 987 nucleotides. RefSeq lists its product as uncharacterized. The coding region runs from base 83 to 778 and encodes 231 amino acids. NCBI's taxonomy places the organism in Eukaryota, Viridiplantae, Streptophyta, Magnoliopsida, Poales, Poaceae. The record is from RefSeq and is a predicted model, not a curated record. The transcript has a single exon.
CGUAUGAGUAGCUACUGGUAGGUUGUCCUGCUUGUUCAUACGAGCUUUUUGCCGGCUUGUCCAGGUCUUCGGAGCUUUACCAAUGGCGUUUUUGAAUCGUCCCUCUGCGUGCAAAGAGAACCAAACACCUGGAGCGAAGCUUGCUGUGAUCCUGACUACCGUGAAUGCGUUUCUCCAUCUGCAGGUUACUGCGAAGACGGCGGAGAAGGCGCCACCGCCGGUGGUAACGUCUAUGGACACGACGCCACCAGCGGAGCAGCGGGCAGAAGCCACGGUGUCCACGGCGGCCCCGCUGGACGCACCCCGUGCGCCGGGAUUCCUUUACACAACAGCUGGGCCCUCGGCCGUGCGCGUGCCGUAUGUGUGGGGCUCUUGGCCGUACAACCCGAACGCCAACAACCCGGGCGGCGCCGCCAGCACUGCACACGCUCCGCCGCUCUGCCUUCCGCCCUUCGCGUGGUACUACCCCGUCGUCACCGACCCACAUGGUUCGCCGGCGACAUCUUACGCGCAGCCGCUCCAUGAGACGACGAGUGGGGGCGGCAGCCAGGGUACCGGCGGCGGAACGGCCGAGGAGGACAUCGACGACGACUCAUGCUCGCUCACGCUGGGGCUUGACGUCGACAGGAAGUGUGCGACGAGCGCCGACAACGGCAGCAGCCGUGCUGUGGCGGGCGACAGAGAGAGGGCGGUGAUGGCGGCGGAGGCGAGAAAGAGGAGGAAGGAGCUGACGAAGCUGAAGCAGACGCAUCUCGGUGGUCGUCCUGGAGACGAGUAGGUCUCGAUCGACGCCAUUGACGGGGGAUGACACUAUUGAUUUUCUUCUUUCUAGCUGGUCGUUUCAUUUCGGUUCUUACGUUGUUAUCUGGUUUGGUUACGGAUAUUCGUUUCGGGUUAGGGUCCAGAUGAUCCUGUAAACUCGUCCGAACAGAAUCGCCAAGAUGCUCAUGAACUAGUGUACAUUUUGGUCUAUUUUGAGAGUACGCA